Oppiella nova is the source of this 240-nucleotide messenger RNA. The record is from the annotation of a GenBank genome assembly. NCBI's taxonomy places the organism in Eukaryota, Metazoa, Arthropoda, Arachnida, Sarcoptiformes, Oppiidae.
CGACGAGUCAAUAGACUAUUUGACAAUUAUUUUAAUAAAAUCAAUAUACGAUAUAACAAUUUAAGAAUGAGUAUAAAGUUUAGAGGGCUGGUGGACGAACAUCUGGUACGUAAGGAUGAGAACGGCUAUAGUUUGGAUCAUAUGUUAGUCUCAGACACGAGUCGUUCAUUAAUUGAAGAACUCGAUCGAGAAGUGGAGCUCAAGAACCGGAUUAGGAAAGCGAAACAAUUACACAAGUAU